Messenger RNA from Solanum dulcamara, 1685 nucleotides. Its product is annotated as acyl-CoA--sterol O-acyltransferase 1-like. The record is from RefSeq and is a predicted model, not a curated record. Bases 1 to 1449 code for a protein of 482 amino acids. Lineage: Eukaryota; Viridiplantae; Streptophyta; Magnoliopsida; Solanales; Solanaceae. Gene Ontology annotation, biological process: lipid metabolic process. The transcript has a single exon.
AUGGAGGGAAAUAUCAAGAACGUUAUCAAAUAUUGGAUAGAAGGAGAAAUUGAAAGUUUUAUUAAGGUAUGGUUAUUAAUUUAUGCAACACUUUGCUAUUGCUAUUUAUCAUCCAAAAUUCUUCCAAAAGGUUCAGUUAGGCUCUUUUCUUUUCUACCUGUGAUAUUUUUUUUCCUUUAUGUUCCUCUUAAAAUUAAUUCUGUUCAUCUUUGUGGUAACACUGGUUUUUUUAUUUCUUGGCUUUGUAAUUUUAAGCUUAUUUUACUUGCUUUUGACCAAGGUCCACUUUCUGAUUCUUCACUUUCUAUUACUAAAUUUCUAUUUCUUGCUUGCCUUCCUAUCAAGAUUCAGCAAAAAUCUCAAGAAAAAUCUGAUCUUUAUAUAAAUUUAGCUGAAAAAAAGGAUUUCGCAAAAAAUGACCAUUUUCAAGAAACUACAUUUCCAAGCUCAGUUGAUGAAAUUGAAAACAACCCUUUUCAAAAUGGACAUUUUUAUGAAACCGCAUCUCAAAAAUUAGCUGAAAAAGUGUCUAGUGUGCAAAGUGGAACGGAUUUUGCACAAAAUGGCAAAUUUCAAGAAACCCCAUUUACAAGCUCAGUGGAUGAAACUGAAAACAACCCUUUACAAGAUGCACAUUUUCAAGACACCCCAUCUACAAAAUCAGCUGAAAAAGUUUCUAGUGUGCAAAAAGGAAAGGACUUUGCACAAAAUGGCCAUUUUCAAGAAAGUCCAAUUCCCUCUUUUGCAAAGUCCAACAAAGGCCGAAGGCUAAAUUAUGGCAUAAAGACACUUCUCUUCGCUUUAAUUAUUAGAGUUUAUGAAUAUAGUGAUCAUAUACAUCCCUAUAUCAUUAUGGUCAUCUAUUGCUUCCACAUUUACCUUAGCUUAGAUAUCAUUCUUGCUAUUGUUUCGGGCUUGGCCCGCGGGCUUCUCGGGCUUCAACUUGAACCUCAGUUCAAUGAACCAUAUUUAUCAACCUCACUACAAGAUUUUUGGGGCCGGCGUUGGAAUCUUAUUGUCACUCGUAUCCUCCGACCCACUGUAUACAAGCCUGUUCUAAGCCUCUCCGCAAACAUUUUGGGCCGAAAGUGGGCAGCAAUUCCCGCGGUGAUGGCUACAUUCAUUGUUUCGGGCCUAAUGCAUGAGCUGAUAUUUUACUAUUUGGGCCGGGCUAAGCCCACUUGGGAGAUCACUUGGUUCUUUUUGCUACAUGGGGUCUGUUUAAACAUUGAGAUUUAUGCUAAGAAGGUGAUUAACGGUAGGUUUAAGCUGCCAUGGAUUAUCGGGACAAUCUUGACCGUAGGAUUCAUUAUGAUCACGGGUUUCUGGCUAUUUUUCCCACAAUUGUUACGGAGUAAUUCUGAUGUUAGAGCAUUUGCAGAGUAUGAAGCAAUUGGUGCAUUCUUUAAGGAUGUCACAAGGGCUGUGAAUUCAACAUUUUCGAGAUAAUUCAUCAAGUAGGCGUGUCAAAUGAGCGUGCUGGAUUACAUUUGGACGGGCCAAAAUGGAUUGAGAACGAGUUGGAUAGGUUAUGUACUAGAUGAUUUCUCCACCCUAUGGGUUCUUACACAUGUACCAUAAAGUACGUUGUAAAACGUAACUUUCUUAUAUUUAAAGAGCAUGAGUUUUUGAUUAAGUGAAAUAAUUUCCUGUAUUAUUAAUAAAUUUCGCGUUAAACUAUUCAA